Messenger RNA from Thrips palmi, 1002 nucleotides. Its product is annotated as circadian clock-controlled protein-like. The transcript is spliced from 6 exons. The record is from RefSeq and is a predicted model, not a curated record. The coding region runs from base 46 to 789 and encodes 247 amino acids. NCBI's taxonomy places the organism in Eukaryota, Metazoa, Arthropoda, Insecta, Thysanoptera, Thripidae.
UAUACGACGCGGCGCGUGCGGGCGCCGAGCAAUCCACUCGCCACCAUGAUCCAGGCCAAGACCGUCCUCGCGCUCUUCGCGCUGCUCGCCGUCUCCGCGCCCUGGGCGGCGGAGGCGGGAGCCCUCACCGGGGUCUGGACGGCGUGUCCCAAGGGCCCGACCAUCAACGAGUGCAUGGUCAAGUCGCUGGAGAAGCUCUUCCCCGUCAUGGUGAAGGGUAUUCCCGCGUACGACAUCCCCGUGCUGGACCCCAUCGAGGUCGGCACGGUGGACUACUCCACCAAGGACCUCAAGAUGGUCACCAAGAACGCCGUCAUGAAGGGACUGUUCACCAACAGCAAGAUCGUGCUGGUCGAGGCCGACCCGGACAAGUUCAGCUUGCGCGUCAACAUGAAGGUCCCCGAGAUCGUCAACGAGGGCGAGUACGAGUUGGGCGGCAAGCUGCUCAUGAUGCCCGUGUCGGGUGCCGGCCACUUCACCCUCAAGUACACGGACGUGUCGCUGGACUUAGCGUUCUCGGGCAAGGGCGAGACGAGGGACGGCAAGACGUACAUGGUGCUGGAGGACGUCAAGGUCGUCCUGGUGCCGGGCGGACUCGAGGCCAAGGUGGAGAACCUCUUCAACGGCAACAAGGAGCUCAGUGACAACUUCCACAAAUUCGUCAACGAGAACUGGAAGGAGAUCUUCGACGACUCCAAGGAGAAGAUGUGGGCCGCGCUGGGGCAGUUCUUCAAGAAGAGCUUCACCAAGCUGUACCACGACGUGCCCUACGAGGAGAUCUACAGCUGAGCGGGGACGUCGGGUGCCUUUGGCCAGGGCGUGGCCAGGGCGUGGCCAGGGCUUGGCCAGGGCUUGGCCAGGGCUUGGCCAGGGCUUGGCAAGGGCUUGGCCAGGGCGUGGCCAGGGCGUGGCCAGGGCUUGGCCAGGCCGUCGAGUGGCGGGAUAACUACGGAAACGAUCGGGACUGAUACAAACACAAUAAAACCAAAUAUAAAACUGCAA